GCCGCCGCCGCCGCCGCCGCUGCCGCCUGGAUAUAGUGCGGCAAGGAGCGGAGCUCGCAGUCACUUUGCAAGGAGGAGCGCGCGGGCUGCGGACGGCUGGGGCACCCCGGGAGCGGCGGCGGCUCUAGCAGAGGCGGCCGUGACAGCGAGAGGCGGCCGUGACAGCGGAAGGUUCUCUCUCCGGGACUGGACGUAAUAACUUUGGAACUGUCCACCAGUGUCACGUCCUGAACAUGAGCCUCCUUCUCUCCUUCUACCUGCUCGGGUUGCUUGUCAGUAGCGGGCAAGCUCUUCUUCAAGUGACAAUUUCACUUAGCAAAGUAGAGCUUAGUGUGGGCGAAUCUAAAUUCUUCACAUGUACAGCAAUUGGUGAACCUGGGAGUAUAGAUUGGUAUAAUCCUCAAGGAGAGAAGAUAAUUUCAACACAGAGGGUAUCAGUGCAAAAGGAAGGUAUUAGAUCACGAUUAACCAUCUACAACGCAAAUAUAGAAGAUGCAGGGAUAUAUCGUUGUCAAGCAACAGAUGCCAAAGGACAGACACAAGAAGCCACAGUUGUUUUGGAAAUUUACCAAAAACUCACUUUCAGAGAAGUGGUGUCUCCUCAAGAGUUCAAACAAGGAGAGAAUGCAGAAGUGGUUUGCCGAGUCAGCAGUUCGCCUGCACCUGUUGUCAGCUGGUUGUAUCAUAAUGAGGAAGUCACCGCUAUUUCCGACAAUCGGUUUGCUAUCUUAGCCAACAGUAAUCUACAGAUUCUCAACAUCAAUAAAAGUGAUGAAGGUAUAUACAGGUGUGAAGGAAGAGUGGAGGCUAGGGGAGAAAUUGACUUCCGUGAUAUCAUCGUUAUUGUUAAUGUGCCGCCAGCAAUCACAAUGCCUCAGAAAUCCUUUAAUGCCACAGCAGAGAGAGGAGAGGAGAUGACAUUUUCCUGCAGAGCCUCUGGCUCUCCUGAGCCCACCAUUUCCUGGUACAGAAAUGGCAAGUUUAUUGAAGAAAAUGAAAAGUACAUACUGAAAGGAAGCAAUAAAGAACUCACUGUCAGGAACAUAAUCAAUAGUGAUGGGGGCCCGUAUGUCUGCAGGGCCACAAACAAGGCAGGAGAAGAUGAAAAACAGGUGCUUCUCCAAGUCUUUGUACAGCCUCACAUAAUACAGCUUAAAAAUGAGACUACAUAUGAGAAUGGUCAAGUCACAUUAAUAUGUGAAGCAGAAGGGGAGCCUAUUCCAGAAAUCACUUGGAAAAGAGCAGUGGAUGGCAUCACUUUUUCCGAAGGUGAUAAGAGCCCAGACGGACGUAUCGAAGUCAGAGGGCAGCACAGAAGCUCAUCACUGCAUAUUAAAGAUGUGAAGUUGUCAGAUUCAGGGAGAUAUGACUGUGAAGCUGCAAGUAGAAUUGGAGGGCACCAAAAAAGCAUGUACCUUGAUAUUGAAUAUGCUCCCAAGUUCAUAUCAAACCAAACAAUCUAUUACUCUUGGGAAGGAAAUCCAAUCAAUAUAAGCUGUGAUGUGAAAUCUAAUCCACCAGCAUCAGUCCAUUGGAGAAGAGAGAAAUUAGUCUUGCCAGCUAAAAACACCACUAAUUUAAAGACAUAUAGUGCAGGGAGAAAAAUAAUAUUAGAGAUUGCACCUACAUCUGACAAUGACUUUGGACGAUAUAAUUGCACAGCCACUAACCGUAUAGGAACAAGAUUUCAAGAAUAUAUUCUUGCUUUGGCUGAUGUACCAUCCAAUCCCUAUGGAGUGAAGAUUAUAGAGCUGUCACAGACCACAGCCAAGGUUUCUUUCAGCAAGCCGGACUCCCAUGGAGGUGUGCCUAUUAAUCACUAUCAAGUGGAUGUUAAAGAAGUGGCAUCAGAAACCUGGAAAAUAGUACGCUCCCAUGGAGUUCAAACAAUUGUUGUUUUGAGCAACCUGGAACCAAAUACAACUUAUGAAAUCAGAGUUGCAGCUGUAAAUGGAAAAGGACAAGGAGACUAUAGUAAAAUAGAAAUUUUCCAAACAUUACCAGUUCGUGAACCAAGUCCUCCAUCGAUACAUGGACAGCCAAGCAGUGGGAAGAGCUUUAAACUCAGUAUCACCAAACAGGAUGAUGGAGGGGCCCCUAUUUUGGAAUACAUCGUGAAAUAUAGAAGUAAAGAUAAAGAAGACCAGUGGCUAGAGAAAAAAGUGCAGGGAAAUAAAGACCACAUUAUUUUAGAGCAUCUACAGUGGACAAUGGGGUAUGAAGUUCAAAUUACAGCUGCCAAUAGAUUGGGAUAUUCAGAACCAACAGUCUAUGAGUUCAGCAUGCCACCAAAACCCAACAUUAUUAAAGACACACUUUUUAAUGGUCUUGGGCUUGGAGCGGUCAUUGGUCUGGGAGUCGCUGCACUCUUGUUAAUUCUUGUGGUAACAGACAUCAGCUGCUUCUUUAUUCGACAAUGUGGGUUAUUGAUGUGCAUCACCAGGAGAAUGUGUGGGAAGAAAAGUGGCUCCAGUGGUAAAAGUAAAGAACUUGAAGAAGGAAAAGCUGCAUACCUGAAAGAUGGAUCAAAAGAACCAAUAGUGGAGAUGAGAACAGAGGAUGAAAGAAUUACUAAUCAUGAAGAUGGGAGCCCAGUAAAUGAGCCAAAUGAAACCACACCACUAACAGAACCUGAAAAAUUGCCUUUAAAAGAAGAAAAUGGGAAAGAAGUCCUAAAUCCAGAAACUAUAGAAAUUAAGGUUUCUAAUGACAUCAUUCAAUCAAAAGAAGACGACAGCAAAGCAUAACACCAAGAUCACAGAGUCUUUAACAAUGAAUGCUACAAAGAGCAUUUAGAUUGCAGUGACCCUAUGACCAAAACUAUUCCAUUGACCUUAAUUUCUUGGGAAACUUCUAGCUUGGAAUAGCUUGUACACAUAUACAUAUGAUCAAAUACUCCUGCCCAUGGUCCAUUUCCUUUUGUUGUUGUGUUGUUGCUGUUGUUGUUUCUUUUGUUAUGAAUUUCAAUAUAGAGACCUGACCGGCACCAACUCUUGGGUAUCAAUUUGACUUUAUGAUUGAAGUACUGCAAUUUAUUAUAUGGAUAAAGUGCUCUAUUUCUUAAGAACUAUAUUUCAUAACACAACCUCUCCACAAGUAGGGGUUUAAGGAAAAACAAACAAAACAAAAUCUUUGUGAGUUAAAUGUAUAAGAAAGCCCUGCAUGUUUUUUAAUCCAAUCUUGGGCAAAUAGAUUAUUAAAGUGGAUUUCAGUUUAAGAUGAAAAUACUUAAUAAAGGUUACACUUUUCAUCCAGAGAAUUUCAGGGAACUUAGGCUUGAAGGAGCCAGUUAUCUUUAGCAGAUGUUAAAUAUGAGAGAAACUUUGGAAAACUCUUUUUAAGUUAUAAUUACAAUGCUACUUCAAAGUUGAAUUUUUAAUAGACUGAAGUGCCAGAUCAAAAUCAUUACCCAUUUAAAUGAAUAUUAGUUGUGUGUAAAAUUAGAUUAGAAAAAGUCCAUAAAUCUCUAUCUCUUAUAUAUGCCAUAUUCACUCACAAUGGAUUACACACAAAGGAAAUGUAUUGCAAGUGAAAAUAAUAUUGAUUUCUGCCCUCAGCUUCAAAUAAAGUAAAUUGAAAUGGGAACAAUAUCAAUGUUGUCUUGAUAUACUUAUAAAUAUGUGAUUACCUUUUACUUUUUAAAAUAAUUUUAUCAAAAAUGAGUCUUUAGUGUUCAAAUACUUCGAAUCAUAUCCUCAGAUACAUUUUUGCCCAUUGUUUUAGAUAAUCUUUGUUUAAAACUUCAUUUUCCCAGUGUUAUAGGUCAAUCCUUAUAUGUAACUGGCUAAUGGGAAUUAAAAUCCUUAGUGGUUAAAUUAUGGGGAAAUUGACAUUUAGACAUUGCCAUAAAAGUGUCAAUGAUGAACAAUUGAAUUGCCACUAUCUGUUUUUAUUCGGAUGUUGUAGCUAGAAGUCAUUUUAAGAUUUUGAUAAACAACUUGGGUUGAAGAAAUUCCUUAACUAUUCAACACAAACUUUCUAAUGUCACUUAUUAGUAAUAUAUACCAGAAUAAAAUAUUUAUUAACUUCCAAGCUAUGCAAGCUCCCAAAGGUAAAAGGCUGAAACAUGAUUUUCACUUACAUGUAAGGUAAAAAAAAAAAUGUAUUUAUGAUUAUAAAUAUACAUACCAAUUGGGAGCAGGUUUUAGAUUAUUUCUUACCCUACAGAGCCAAAGGUUUCUUUAGGCCCCAUCACAUUCAUAACAUCUUGUUUCAGGUGGUAUCAUAGCUCAAACUUGCACUGGUUAUGGAACGCAGACCAGUAGAAUACUGGAGGAAAGUCUUAGUGCAGAGUGACCUGCUUUAGGGUAUCUCUCUAUGGAGAUUAUUUGACAAAUAUUAAAUGUAAUAUUAAUGUCACUCAUGAACACUUUUAUUUACAAAGUGCUUGAAACUGUCAACCAAGGAGAGACAACUAAUUCUCCAAAACUAUGGUUAUCAGAGGACAGAACCUGCCCAUCUGCACGUUCAGACACUAAAUCUCUACAGUGUCCUUGCCAUAAUUUACAGGGUUAUAUGAUGUAGGAAUCUCUCCUUGCUAUAUUUUCAGGAAUAUUCUGAAGAAAAAAAUUCCUGUGCCUACCUAGGAAUUUGAGUAGUAAUUAUCCAACUGGUCUUUUGAUGGAUUUGACUGUUGCUGUUUAAGUUAUGUUUGUCCAGUCAUCUGUUUGCUUUAUUUUACUGUUUUAUCCCUUUUGCAUGAAUGUGCUAAAACUAAUCAAAAUACUUGAAUUGGUUUGUGCAGAGUAACCAAGCUUAGCAAAGUGUCCAUGAAGCAGUAGGCAUGGAUACUAAUUUUUCCUGGAUAGGACUACGAGGUUUUAAAGUAAUUAUGGUGAAAGAAUUAGGAAAACUGAGAAAGCAAUUUAGCAUGUUUACUAUUGUUAUAUCCACGCUAUACUUCAAGAGCAGAGAAAUCAUAAUAAAAAACAAAGAUUGUUUUUCCCUCAGUUUGAAAGUCCUGUUUCUCGCAUUUCUUUGGGCUUUCUAUGUAAAGCAGUUUAAUUA
Molecule: messenger RNA, 5007 nt
Organism: Balaenoptera acutorostrata (minke whale)
Lineage: Eukaryota; Metazoa; Chordata; Mammalia; Artiodactyla; Balaenopteridae
Gene: NCAM2
Product: neural cell adhesion molecule 2
Exons: 18
Coding region: 234-2747 (837 amino acids)
Biological process (GO): cell adhesion
Cellular component (GO): membrane
Molecular function (GO): protein binding
Source: RefSeq, a predicted model, not a curated record